UCCUAUUUUCUUCACACCAAAACCACAACCUAAUUGUAGCCAGCAUAUGUCUCAAAGGCCUUCUGUUCCACACGCUUCUUCCAUAGCUUGUGGCCUCCAUUCCCAUCUCCUGGUUUCCAGUGAGAUGUCCUCUAAUUCCAAUUGGUCCUAUCUCUAAUUCAUUCAAUUGGUUAUUCUUUUCCCAAAUUUUUUUCAUUCUUUGAAACCCUUUUUUUCUCUACUGACUCAAAAACCUAAAACAUCAUGGGAGUCAAAGGUUUUGUUGAAGGUGGCGUUGCUUCUAUCAUAGCAGGAUGUUCCACCCACCCGCUUGACCUAAUUAAGGUUCGCAUGCAACUCCAGGGUGAAAGCGCUCCUAAACCGAACCCGGUUCAGAAUCUCCGACCCGCUCUUGCUUUCGGUCAAACCGGAACAACUUCCAUCCACGUGGCACCUACUCCGGCUACUCCAGUUAUUCAGCCUCGCGUGGGUCCGAUCUCUGUUGGAGUCCGUCUCGUCCAACAAGAAGGCGUUAGAGCCUUAUUCUCCGGCGUCUCCGCCACUGUUCUCCGGCAGACACUCUACUCCACCACCAGGAUGGGUCUCUACGACAUCCUGAAAAACAAGUGGUCAGAUCGUGAAGCCGGUACCAUGCCGCUGCUUCGCAAGAUCGAAGCUGGACUCAUCGCCGGUGGAGUCGGAGCCGCAAUCGGAAACCCAGCCGAUGUUGCCAUGGUUAGAAUGCAAGCCGACGGGAGACUCCCGGCAUCUCAGCGUAGAAACUACAAAUCUGUCGUCGACGCCAUUACAAGAAUGGCUAAGCAAGAAGGCGUAACGAGUCUCUGGCGCGGUUCAUCUCUUACCGUUAACCGCGCCAUGCUCGUUACGGCUUCACAGCUGGCGUCUUACGAUCAGUUCAAGGAAAUUAUCCUGGAGAAGGGAGUGAUGAAGGACGGGCUUGGGACCCACGUGACAGCGAGUUUUGCGGCGGGAUUUGUGGCUGCGGUUGUGACGAAUCCGGUUGAUGUUAUUAAAACGAGGGUGAUGAAUAUGAGGGUGGAGGCUGGUAAGGAACCACCUUAUGCUGGUGCUUUGGAUUGUGCGGUGAAAACGGUUCGUGCUGAGGGUCCUAUGGCUCUUUACAAAGGGUUUAUACCUACGAUUUCGAGGCAGGGUCCUUUCACUGUUGUUCUGUUUGUUACUCUGGAGCAGGUUCGCAAGUUGUUGAAGGAUUUCUGAGUUAGUAGAUGAUGAUGAUGAUGACGAUGAUGACGAUGAAGAUGUUUAUUUACUUUAUAUUUUGAUUUGAUUCCAAAUAACUAUGUUUUGAUUUCUUGUGUUGUGAUGUGUUUGUUCUGAGAUGGUUAUUUUGUUAAUGUUAUUAAUUAAUGAAAACUAUGGUUUUAAAUGAGA
Molecule: messenger RNA, 1392 nt
Organism: Vicia villosa (hairy vetch)
Lineage: Eukaryota; Viridiplantae; Streptophyta; Magnoliopsida; Fabales; Fabaceae
Product: mitochondrial uncoupling protein 5
Exons: 1
Coding region: 244-1218 (324 amino acids)
Biological process (GO): malate transmembrane transport; thiosulfate transport; phosphate ion transmembrane transport
Molecular function (GO): oxaloacetate transmembrane transporter activity; thiosulfate transmembrane transporter activity; succinate transmembrane transporter activity
Source: RefSeq, a predicted model, not a curated record